This is a messenger RNA of Pteronotus mesoamericanus, 837 nucleotides long. RefSeq names its product kallikrein-13-like. The transcript is spliced from 5 exons. Gene Ontology annotation, biological process: proteolysis. The record is from RefSeq and is a predicted model, not a curated record. Gene Ontology annotation, molecular function: serine-type endopeptidase activity. Gene Ontology annotation, cellular component: secretory granule. NCBI's taxonomy places the organism in Eukaryota, Metazoa, Chordata, Mammalia, Chiroptera, Mormoopidae. The coding region runs from base 1 to 837 and encodes 278 amino acids.
AUGUGGCCCCUGGCCACUGUGAUCGCCUUCCUGACCGUGGCCCUGUCAGGCGGUACCUCUCAGGAGUAUCCCAAGAUUCUCAACGGCACCAACAGGACCAAAGGGUUUCUCCCCGGUGGCUACACCUGUCCGCCCCACUCUCAGCCCUGGCAGGCAGCCCUGCUGGUACAUGGGCGGCUGCUCUGUGGGGGGGUCCUCGUCCACCCAAGAUGGGUCGUCACGGCCGCACACUGUCUGAAAGAGGGGUACAGAGUCCACCUGGGCAAGCACGCGCUGGGGCGCGCGGAGGCCGGGGAGCAGGUGAGAGACGUGGUGCGCUCUAUCCCCCACCCUCUGUACCGGCGGAGCCUCACCCACCUGAACCACGACCACGACAUCAUGCUGCUGGAGCUGCACAGCCCGGUCCAGCUCACGAGCCACGCGCGCACGCUGCCUCUCUCCGACAGCGACUGCCUCCCCGCUGGCACCUGCUGCCGCGUGUCGGGCUGGGGCACCACCACCAGCCCCGAGGUGAGUUACCCACAAACCCUACAGUGCGCCAACAUCCAGCUGCGCUCGGAUGAGGAGUGCCGUCAAGUCUACCCCGGCAGGAUCACACCCAACAUGCUGUGUGCUGGCACACAAGAGGGCGGCAAGGAUUCCUGUGAGGGUGACUCCGGAGGCCCCCUGGUCUGCAACGGAAGACUCUAUGGCAUCAUCUCCUGGGGAGACUUCCCCUGUGGGCAGCCCAACCGGCCCGGCGUCUACACCCGCGUCUCUCAAUAUAUUUCCUGGAUCCAAGAAACAAUCCGAACACAGAAACCUCAGGAGCGGAAAUGGACAAAAAGCCCACAAUAA